GCGAGUGGGCGUGGUGGGAUGCAUCACGUAGCUCCUUCCUCUGUUUCUCCGCUACGUGAGGUCGACUUGGAGGGAAGUGAACGUUGCUAGGAAAGAGCUAAAAAAUAGGGGAAGAAAGCAGAAACAUCAGCCACCCCCAAUAAGCUGCCUCAGGAGCAGUGAAGUGUCUUCAUGGCAGUUCGUCGAGGGCACAUUAAGUACUUGAAAGCUGACUUGCAGGAGGUGUAUGACAUGUCAAACGGUUAUGAAGACCACAUGGGAGGGGACGAGGGGAAGGACGCCAAGACCAACCUGAUAGUGAACUACCUGCCUCAGAGCAUGACGCAGGACGAGCUGCGUAGCCUCUUCAGCAGCAUCGGAGAGGUGGAGUCUGCCAAGCUGAUUCGAGACAAAGUCGCAGGCCACAGUUUAGGGUACGGAUUUGUUAACUAUCUUAACCCUAGUGAUGCAGACAGAGCUAUCAGUACACUGAAUGGACUAAGGCUACAGUCCAAAACUAUCAAGGUUUCAUACGCACGGCCCAGCUCUGAUACAAUAAAAGAUGCAAACCUGUAUAUCAGCGGCCUGCCAAAGUCCAUGACCCAGAAGGACGUGGAGGACAUGUUUUCACGUUAUGGACGCAUCAUUAAUUCCCGGGUACUUGUUGAUCAGGGUACAGGUACGACAGGUGUGUCCCGUGGGGUGGCUUUUAUCCGGUUUGACAAACGGGCAGAGGCAGAGGACGCCGUCAAAAACCUGAAUGGCCAAAAACCACCGGGGGCCGCUGAGCCAAUCACAGUGAAAUUUGCCGCCAACCCAAACCAGGCGAAGAACACGCAGCUCAUUUCUCAGCUCUACCACAACCAAUCCCGACGCUUCGGCGGGCCCUUACACCACCAGGCACAGCGAUUUAGGUUUUCCCCCAUGGGUGUCGAUCACAUGGGCGGCAUGGGAGGCGUCAGUGUCCCUGGUAACUCCACCUCCGGCUGGUGCAUCUUCAUCUACAACCUGGGUCAGGAGGCCGACGAGAGCAUCCUGUGGCAGAUGUUCGGCCCCUUUGGUGCCGUCACCAACGUCAAGGUGAUCCGAGACUUCAACACCAACAAGUGCAAGGGCUUCGGCUUCGUUACCAUGACGAACUACGAGGAGGCGGCCAUGGCCAUCGCCAGCCUGAACGGUUACCGGCUUGGAGACAAGAUACUGCAAGUGUCCUUUAAGACCAACAAGGGCCACAAGUAGAGGGGGCUGGACAAUCAGGUGUAGAGGAGGGAGGGAAGUGACCUGGGCCAGGCUUUUAUUUGAGAGAGCAAAGUAUGAGUAUGAGUUUGCAAAGUCUGGCACAUCAGUUUUGGUUUUAGUGUAUUCAGAGUUAAAUGAGACGUUUACUCUUCUGCACCUUGUACUUGUCUAAAAGUGUGUCUAGGCUGAAUUUUUUUUUUCUUUCUUUUUUUCAUCUUUAUACUCAUGCUUGGGGCUUGAGGACACUCAGUAGUUUUAAUUUUUAGGGAGAGGAUUUAGAGGGCAAAAUCCCAAGAUACUCCCAAGAUAACGUUGGAAAAUUAUCUAAAAACCUAAAAUACUGUCUGUACUUGUUGCAUGUAUAACUGUGGGGACUAGAUAAAGGAGGCAGGCAAGCAGUGCACUGAAAAUACAGAGCAUAAGGAAACCCCUGCAAAUUGUUCUCAAAGUAUCAAAAUUUUGGUGGAUAAUUCGUAGUCUAAAGAAGGCGAAGAACAAUAUUUCCCAGGAGCCAGUGGUUGUUUUGUUUUGGUAAAGUAGUGCUUUGUCCUGGAUCCUCACCGUAAGUAGAAAUAGAUGCCUUAAAUGAUCAUCUAGACAUCCAGUAGGCACAAAGACCUACAGCACCACUCACUGUCUUGAGUCAAUCUACGAGCAAAGCACUUUUAACCAGUCUGUUUUAGGUUACUAUGAAUAUCAGUCUUUUUGAUGUAAUCUAUGACAUUUGCUCACCCUCUGACCAGGUUCACAGUUUUAAACAUGACCAGCUCUGGAGGGAAAUGUUUUUGUUUUGUUAUCCUUGUGUAAAGUGUCUUUUUUAUUCUAUGUUGUAUUCCAGGUGAGUCCUGUUGAAAAUGAUCCCCAGUCAAUGAGUAGGGAAUUGAGAUGGACCAAAGACAGGGAGAGAUUUGAACCUAUAAGCCUAGAAGAUUUUUUUUUUUCUGAGCAGAUUUUCACAAGGUAAAUUCUCAUCUUUUAGGUUUUUUUUGUUUUGUUUGUUUGUUUGGUUUUUCUUGUUUGUUUGGGUUUUUUUGUUUGGUUUUUUGUUUUUUUGUUUUUUGUUUUUUUUCUCUCCCCGAAGAGGUACUAAGGAUAAAUCUGACAUUGAGAAUAACAUCAUUCAGGCUCAGUUUGCCACUCUGUUUUUUCUUUCAUUUUGAGUUAAUUUGUUUGGAUUUUUUUUUUUCUUUUUCUUUUUUCUAGAGGCAUAGAUUUUUAAUUUGUUACGAUGUAAGUUACAAACUUGUUUUAACGAGUGCUUAUCUCAAGUUUGGAAAGAAAUCAAUGGCCUUUGUUAAUGAUUUCAGUUUAGAUUUGCUUUCUUUUCUUCCUUUCUUUUGUUUUGGUUGUUUCACUUUCAACAUAAACCAUUAAAUUUUAUUUCGUUUUGCUGAAAGUUUUGUUUGGUUUGUUUCUUUUUUUAUUUACCCUUUUAAGAUUUGGUUUGGCGUUUUGUUCUAUUAUUUUUCUAGUUGCAAAUCUGCAGCGCUGAUAAAAGAUCCCCAGUCAAGCAAAAACGGGCUGUUACAGUGUUUCCACUGGAGGCUUUUAAACAUUUGAAACAUGCUUAAAUUUUUUGAAAGAUUAAAAAAAAUAUGGACCAAUGUUAGUUGAGAUUAGGUUAUUUAAACUGUACACACACUUGAAAGAAAGUGAUUGUCCAACAGACAUUUCAUGAAGCAGCAUUUUCUCAGAUGGCCAGAUAAGUAUAAACCACUGAAGAGUUACCUAAUAAGCAAACUGAAGCUGUAUGUGGUCACUUUUGGUACAGGUGUCUAUCCAGCAGCUGGGAGUUGAAUGUCAGGAUUAUUUAUUGUCAUCUGGCUCAUUAAAUCUGCUUUUUGAUAACACAGCAGAAGAGACAGUUGACUUGAAGAUUUAGGCUUUUAGACCCAAACCCAUUGCUCUGAUUUAUUUCUUUCCUAAUGGUGAUUACUAUUAAGUAGUGAGGACUUGGCUUUGUUUACUAUCACAGUGAAACACUUCUCAUAUCGUCCAUUUAGAAAAGAUUAUCGGCAAAUCACCGCUCAUCUUUUUCUAAUGAUGAAUUUGGUAGAUUGUCUUGUUCUCUAAGGUAGUUGAAAGGUGGAGCAGUGGCAUUGGUACUGUAAUUGUUUAUGAUUUAACCUGACCACAAAUUGAACAGAGGAGCCGCUUGGAGCUCACACUUUUUAGAAUUCACUUUUAAAUCAAUUUUUUUCCCAUCAAUAAUUCACCUGACACCUUAUUAAAUGCGUAUUUAAUCUAUUUAAUCUGUCUCUGAAAGGAGUAUUUCCAUCACAAGCUUCAGAUUUUGGUCUUAAAAGUGCUUUUUGAUUUAGUAUUUCCAUGUUAUUUUUGUGUCACAAUCCUUAACUUUGUGCAAUACUUUGUGACUUGCUCAAAGCAGGUGAUAGAAAUUUGUUGUGACUGUCAUCUUUUGAUCAUUUCUUUUUUCUACUGAUGUUAUGUUACUGCUUAGUUUUCUCAGCAGUCUAGUUGGAUUUGUAUGAAAGAUGCAAGUGGAUUUGUUUUAGAGGCAGUCAGAAUAAACUGCAUUCCGCCUUAAUUUAUAAGUGGUAAUGGUGUAUUUUACAUCAGAGGAGGCGCAAAUAUUUAUUUGACAAUGUAUGCGGUCAUACUUGUUACGUAUUGGAGUGUUUUUAAUCGAUUAUUGAUUUUUGGUUUUUCUUUUCUUUUGGUUUUAAACGGACACUAAGUUGAAGUCCAUUAAAUGUCUUCUAACAUUGGAUCGUUUCAAUAAAAAGAUGGUGCAAUA
Xiphias gladius (swordfish) is the source of this 3976-nucleotide messenger RNA. RefSeq names its product ELAV like RNA binding protein 1a (gene elavl1a). Gene Ontology annotation, molecular function: RNA binding. NCBI's taxonomy places the organism in Eukaryota, Metazoa, Chordata, Actinopteri, Istiophoriformes, Xiphiidae. Bases 172 to 1218 code for a protein of 348 amino acids. The record is from RefSeq and is a predicted model, not a curated record. The transcript is spliced from 7 exons. Gene Ontology annotation, cellular component: ribonucleoprotein complex.